AUGAUGCUCACUCCCUUAGUCCCUCUCCUCUGCGUUAAGGGGACUGAUCCUGUGUUUCAUCAGUCAUGCUCUUAUCUGUUCAGCUGUUUGGUUCUCCAAGAGACACUAUCACUUAUCAUUCAUACGGUCAGUUUGAACAGUAGGCCUGGCUAUACACUAUUAUCAUAUAUCAUUCAUACGGUCAGUUUGAACAGUAGGCCUGGCUAUACACUAUUAUCAUAUCUCAUUCAUACGGUCAGUUUGAACAGUAGGCCUGGCUAUACACUAUCACUUAUCAUUCAUACGGUCAGUUUGAACAGUAGGCCUGGCUAUACACUAUUAUCACUUAUCAUUCAUACGGUCAGUUUGAACAGUAGGCCUGGCUAUACACUAUUAUCACUUAUCAUUCAUACGGUCAGUUUGAACAGUAGGCCUGGCUAUACACUAUUAUCACUUAUCAUUCAUACGGUCAGUUUGAACAGUAGGCCUGGCUAUACACUAUUAUCACUUAUCAUUCAUACGGUCAGUUUGAACAGUAGGCCUGGCUAUACACUAUUAUCACUUAUCAUUCAUACGGUCAGUUUGAACAGUAGGCCUGGCUAUACACUAUUAUCAUAUAUCAUUCAUACGGUCAGUUUGAACAGUAGGCCUGGCUAUACACUAUUAUCAUAUCUCAUUCAUACGGUCAGUUUGAACAGUAGGCCUGGCUAUACACUAUUAUCAUAUAUCAUUCAUACGGUCAGUUUGAACAGUAGGCCUGGCUAUACACUAUUAUCAUAUAUCAUUCAUACGGUCAGUUUGAACAGUAGGCCUGGCUAUACACUAUUAUCAUAUAUCAUUCAUACGGUCAGUUUGAACAGUAGGCCUGGCUAUACACUAUUAUCACUUAUCAUUCAUACGGUCAGUUUGCACAGUAGGCCUGGCUAUACACUAUUAUCAUAUAUCAUUCAUACGGUCAGUUUGAACAGUAGGCCUGGCUAUACACUAUUAUCAUAUAUCAUUCAUACGGUCAGUUUGAACAGUAGGCCUGGCUAUACACUAUUAUCACUUAUCAUUCAUACGGUCAGUUUGCACAUCAUAUUUGUUUUGAACCAAGAAGUCAAAUAGAACACAGUUCCCUUGUUUGUUUACUGAAAGUUCUUCCUUUUUUUGUUGUAUUGUUUAUCAUGGAAUUUCAGUUGUGUGUUGUCAGUGUAGACAUUACGGGCUCUUACUACAGUAUCCACUAAACUGAACCCACUUGACAGGCAUGUGCAGGACAUUUUUAGCCAAACAUGGAUAUAAUCAAAACCAGAAAGGUUGUUAAUAUGUUGGAAACACUGUGCAGCUUAAAUAUAGUUAUCUCUUACGAGGUUAUAGAGUGAUGGUCAUAGAUGACGUCAGGGCCAGUUUUCUACUUUGUUCUCAGCUCCGAUUGGCUGAGACAUAGCGUUGAUGUUAAUCUUCUGGGUUAUGAUUGGCUCAGAGAUAGAGUUGAGAGUUAUGUACAACAGACUAAGGUGAAGAUACCCCUGGACACUCAUCUUGGUUCAGUUUUGCAUUGUCCUCACUAAUGGUUAAGGUUAGGAUUGGGGGAGGGGAUUAUAGCUGAUCCUAGAUCUGUACCUAGGGGAAACGUGAAGGCAUUCAAAUCUUUACCUCCACCUACCGAACAAUGUGGUAAUAUUGCGUUACAGGUUAGGUUACUCUCUUAGUCUUCUCACAAUCCUUCCAUAGUGAUUCUAAUACAAUUUUCUCAUGGCUCAUUCGUUUAAAAUCGUUUUGAAUGUUUAGAGAAGAAAGCAUGUCUCUUAUAGCACAAGCAAACAUAUAAAGCUGUCUUUGUAUUCGUAGUGUCAGCAGAAGAAGUGACCAAGUGCCAUGUAAUGUUCAGUAAAACAUUAAUUGGUCAUUAUUUUCUGAAUCAACCACUAUCUUAAAAGACAACUCUCUUCUGCCUUUGCUUAUCAUGAUGCAUAUAUGCUAACCUCUACCUAUUUAUGUGUGUAUCUGUGUUUGUCAACAUCCAUAUAUUCAGGAAUAUGUGUAUGGGCACAUGUAUUUAUAUUUGAAGCCAUAGAUGCAGUAUAUUUCAAAAGAUGUGUAGAGAUUUUUUUUAUUUUCUUCCUUAAUGGUGUUUUUCAGUGCGACUAUUUGAUUUAAUGUUGUUUUGUUCGACGUGCAAGGAGAUGCUGCCAUUUGUGUUGAGGUAGAGUAAUUUAUGGUAACUGAAGGUUAUGUUUUCACUCCAGGUGGCUGCCAACAGCUGUAUAUAAACACGUAGUGGGACAAGACAACUGGAGGCAAAUCUGAUAGUGCUGGUUUUGGCAAAGUGACGCAGGAUGAAUCCCAAAUUACACCUUAUUCAAAAGUAGUGCACGACAUACUCUAGGGAAUAAGGUGCCAUUUGGGAUCCUUCAUUUUAAACUGUCGUCUUGAUUGACCAAUCUCCGACCGUCUGUCUGGAUGUGAUGAUAACUACAUAGGCCUGAUCAUACAGUGUGAGAAAUGACUGUCUGUCUGGAUGUGAUGAUAACUACAUAACUCUAUAGGCCUGAUCAUACAGUGUGAGAAAUGACCGUCUGUCUGGAUGUGAUGAUAACUACAUAACUCCAUAGGCCUGAUCAUACAGUGUGAGAAAUGGCCGUCUGUCUGGAUGUGAUGAUAACUACAUAACUCCAUAGGCCUGAUCAUACAGUGUGAGAAAUGACCGUCUGUCUGGAUGUGAUGAUAACUACAUAACUCUAUAGGCCUGAUCAUACAGUGUGAGAAAUGACCGUCUGUCUGGAUGUGAUGAUAACUACAUAACUCUAUAGGCCUGAUCAUGCAGUGUGAGAAAUGGUGGAAAAGCUUCUCCAUCCAUGUCACUGCUUUAUCCAGAAGACCAAGGACAUUGGAUUUUCAGUUGAGCGGAUUUGACCUUACUUAUACUACUGACUUGUUAGCUGUUUUUGCACUAUUUUUCCUUCCUAGAAUCACUUUUUUCCGUUUAAGUUUGUUGUUUAUAUUUUUUUCCUUUUUCUUGUUUAUUUCUCUGAAGUACAAAAACAUGUUGGACAUGUUAACUGUGUGAUACGCCAAUAAUAUACUGACUGGCUUCGUUUUCAGAUUUGUUUUCAUUGCCCAUUAAUGAUAUUCUAUUUAUAUAUUUCAGAAGAAAGUAUAUAAUUUUCAUUUAAAUAUAUUGCAAAUAAAUACUUUUAAUGUAUAAUUUAAGAAGAAUAGAAUUGUGCAUUUUAAGAUGUCUCCAAAACAAUGCUUGUACAUAAUGCCCAUUAUACAAACAUGAAAAUAAACAUUUCUGGUGGUAUA
Oncorhynchus gorbuscha (pink salmon) is the source of this 3270-nucleotide messenger RNA. RefSeq lists its product as uncharacterized. The record is from RefSeq and is a predicted model, not a curated record. The transcript has 3 exons. NCBI's taxonomy places the organism in Eukaryota, Metazoa, Chordata, Actinopteri, Salmoniformes, Salmonidae. Bases 1 to 1086 code for a protein of 361 amino acids.